CCAGGGUCGUGCAUGCAGCGUUUCCGCUUCAGGACUUCAAAAACCGUGAAGGCUCGUAACAGUAAGGUGCAUGACCCAGCGGAUAAAGUCCCGGAAUCGUUCGAACACUACGCAAGACGUCUCGAAUGUAUCCAUGCAGGGAAGUACAAGUUGAGGGAAACAGGCAAACGUCUUCGACAGCAAAGUUGCCAGAUAGAGUGUCCGGCUCAGAUAAAUGCAUGCGUCCGUCGGGUUGGUACAGAUCCAUCACGGUGGGUGGUGUGCGUUACGAAGAUUGUAGUAAGCUUAGAGCACAAUCACCCCGUCAGUGAAAGCUUGUUCAAGCACCACCCACGGACAAGGCUUUCUAUUCCGGAUGAGGUUGUGCACACGGUUUCUAUUGUACAGAAAGCGGGUGCAAAGAAGAAAACCAUUCACCAGUACAUUUUGGAAAACUGCGAUCGUUUGCACAUUCGAGCCGUAGCCCACAAGCUAGCGGGGCUCAUUCAAGCCGGCCGUAGAGGAGCCCAGUCUGGAGCUCCAGGCUCGUCACGUGUUUCCCAGUCUGGAGCAGCAACACGUGCCAAAACUGAAAUGGGUCAAAGUUGA
Messenger RNA from Phytophthora sojae, 588 nucleotides. RefSeq lists its product as hypothetical. The annotation marks the transcript as partial. The transcript has 2 exons. The record is from RefSeq and is a predicted model, not a curated record. NCBI's taxonomy places the organism in Eukaryota, Oomycota, Peronosporomycetes, Peronosporales, Peronosporaceae.